AUGUCGCUGCUGGGCGUGCUUGCCCCUUACUGUGUGCUGCACUCUGCCCCACGCGAUGUCUGCUGCUCUGCUUCAGAGUCGCUAUGUGCAUCGGCAUGCUGCCGAAGAAAUGCCAGAGUAUUUCCAUCUUGGUUUUGCAUGCAACCAUGUCACAAACCCUGGGUCGCGAACUUUUGGAUGACGGGUCUUGGUCGUAGGAUGCUGAUGCUUGUCUAUCCCAGCAGGAACAGCUACUUUAAGCAUAGUGAUAGAGGUGACGCUGAAACACGAAAUUUGAAACGGCUGAAUAUGUCCAUAUCUUGGUGCAUGAACACGGCGAGUCGGCCGCCCACGAGUGAUACCAUUUUGGUUUGGCGGUUUUUCUGCUUCGUCUUUGAAAAAGCCGCCUUGUCAAGCGCGUUGCCUAGCCUGCCUCGGUACAGUACCUGA
This is a messenger RNA of Fusarium graminearum PH-1, 429 nucleotides long. RefSeq lists its product as uncharacterized. NCBI's taxonomy places the organism in Eukaryota, Fungi, Ascomycota, Sordariomycetes, Hypocreales, Nectriaceae. The coding region runs from base 1 to 429 and encodes 142 amino acids. The transcript has 2 exons. The record is from RefSeq and is a predicted model, not a curated record.